Messenger RNA from Thamnophis elegans (Western terrestrial garter snake), 915 nucleotides. Its product is annotated as mas-related G-protein coupled receptor member H-like. The transcript has a single exon. Gene Ontology annotation, molecular function: G protein-coupled receptor activity. Lineage: Eukaryota; Metazoa; Chordata; Lepidosauria; Squamata; Natricidae. The coding region runs from base 1 to 915 and encodes 304 amino acids. Gene Ontology annotation, cellular component: membrane. Gene Ontology annotation, biological process: G protein-coupled receptor signaling pathway. The record is from RefSeq and is a predicted model, not a curated record.
AUGGGACAUUUUUUAUACAAUAAUACUGAGCACAAUAUCAUGAACACCAUACCCACACAGGGCAGCAUUUCUGAGCCUGACUAUCUUCGAAAAGCCAUCUAUUCUUUAAUCAUCUUCAUCUGUUUCCCAGGGAUUGUUGGAAAUGGAAUUGUCAUCCGACUUUUGUAUUUCCAGAUUAAGAGGCAUCCUUUUGCUCACUAUAUCCUCAAUUUGGCUGUGGCGGACACUGGGACUCUCCUGUUCGUGUUUAUCUCCGCGAUCCGGUACUUAAAUACUGAAGAUUCCUGCAUAGAAAUCAUAGAAGUUUUACUAUGCACUUAUUGCACUGGUCAGUUUCUUCUGACAAUCAUCAGCAUUGACCGGUGUUUGGCUGUCUUCUUCCCCAUUUGGCAUCGGUGUCAUCAGCCACCUCACCUCUCCACCGUACUUUGUGUCUUUUCAUGGAUAGUCUCCAUUCUCUUCUGUACAAUUCAUUACACUCUGAUUCGGGUUACAGAUCUCCCAAAGUACCUACAAUACUUCUUUAUUCUCAUAUUUAUCUCGGUUUGCAUUCCAGUCAUAGUGAUCUCCAGCCUAGCUCUCUUCAUCAAAGGCUACCUCAAAUCACAAAUGAAGAAGCGAGGGAAACUUCUCAAGGCCGUCCUGCUUGCCCUGUUUUUCUUCCUCAUCUUCUCCAUUCCACCAAGCGCCAUUUAUCUCAACGAUAUUAUUUCGCAGAAGAAGAAGUUCAAUUUCAUUCCGUAUGGUUACUUAUGUGCCUGUCUAAACAGCAGUGUUAACCCACUGAUCUAUUUUCUCCUGGGGAGAAGGAAGGAACGCCAUUUGAAAUACAACCUGAAAAUAAGCCUCCAGAGAGUUUUCAAGGAGGAAGAAGAAAAGAGCAGUGAGCCACCAGACAUCCAGGCUGAGGAGUAG